AUGAAGCCAACCUCCAAGAUUGCCAUCAUCGGUGUCGGCCAAGUGGGCGGUGCGGCUGCCAACGCCAUCGUCCUUUCCUCGAUCGCGAGCGAGGUCCUGCUCGUGGAUUCCGAUAUUGACCGCCGAGACGCGCAGGUACAGGACCUCUCAGAUGUAGCUUACAGCCAGAAAGGAGUCACCCGCGUACAGGCAGCGACAUAUGAGGAAGCGGCCCAGAGCGACAUUAUAGUCAUCACUGCUGGCUCUAGACAUUUCUUUGGUCAAUGCAGCAUCGACUACACGGCCAGGAACGUUUCAAUGGUUUCGAAUAUAAUCAAGUCAAUGGUCCCAUUCAAAGCCAGCUCAAUUCUGCUCAUCGUGGCAAACCCUGUCGACUUGCUUACAUCAAUUGCCCAAGAACUAUCAGGGCUUCCGAGGCAUCAAGUACUGGGUGCUGGAACCUUCCUCGACUCCAUUAGGCUCCGCGGUCUGGUCGCUGCCAGUUCAAUAGAUGUCUACGUUUUGGGUGUGCACGGCGAAGCUCAAGUUACAGCAUGGUCAAUGACAAAGAUUGGGGGCAGCCCCAUAGCCAAGGCACUGCUGCCCAGCAGCCUUGAAUGUGACAAGAUUUCAGACGAGUGUCGAGAGAAAGCCGAGAUCAUCAUGCGAACCAAAGGUUCGACGCCAUAUGGCAUUGCGUCUGUUGUGGCCAGUACUUGUACUUCUAUCCUCAUGGACAAGCGAAACAUCCGCCCACUUAGCCAUUAUCAGCCAGAGUUUGGCUGCUGUUUCAGUUUGCCUGCGCUCAUUGGGAGGCAAGGAAUUGUCGGGACCGUUCACAUGCCCUUAAAUGAUGAGGAAAAGGCCAAGAUUGACAAUUCAGCUAAGAAGCUGAAGGCACGUCUUGAGGCCAUCCAUAAGGAUUGUGAUUUAGUCUAG
Clonostachys solani is the source of this 918-nucleotide messenger RNA. NCBI's taxonomy places the organism in Eukaryota, Fungi, Ascomycota, Sordariomycetes, Hypocreales, Bionectriaceae. The record is from the annotation of a GenBank genome assembly.